AUGGAAGCCGCCAAACCAACUUCUGCCGGCGAGGCAAUCGAGCUUGACAUGAACGAUACGACAACAGCCGCACUCAUGUCACUGGCCACCGAGCGGCCCCGCCACAUCGCACCCGUGCCAAAUGAAGUGCUUCUGCAGAUAUUUUCGUACCUACAAGCAUCGAAGCCAAAUCGCCGGGUACCUGGCGAGGCGAUACGGGAGCCCAACAAGUCGAUACAGAACAUUCGCUUGGUGUCCCGCCAGUUCUGCACCUUGGCUUCACACAUGCUGAUCCCUGUCAUCGACAUCGACGUAACCCCUUCAGGCCUCAGAAUAAUCGACAGCAUCUCGCGCCACCCGACUAUUAGCUGCGGUGUGGAAGUCGUGCGAAUUUGUGUGAACUUGAGCAGUCAGAUACACGCCGAAUCAAUGCCGGAGUUUAUGGAGUACGGUCACGCCAUUCGUGACCACCACCCCGAAAUGGCCGGUGGGUGGCGGCCAGCCGACACGCAAAACUACUUCAUUGAUAACCUCAAUGAAGACCUUGCGUAUCGAGAUUGGACUCUUCGCCGGGAUGAAUAUCAGAGUUACUUUCACGACCAAAUGACAAUUCUCACGUCCGGCCAGUUUGUUCGUGGCGUUGCCGCUGCCCUGGCUCAGAUGCCGUCGGCGCGGUCCCUCUGCCUAUACAACACCAACUUCUAUAUUUAA
Molecule: messenger RNA, 690 nt
Organism: Lasiosphaeria miniovina
Lineage: Eukaryota; Fungi; Ascomycota; Sordariomycetes; Sordariales; Lasiosphaeriaceae
Exons: 1
Coding region: 1-690 (229 amino acids)
Molecular function (GO): protein binding
Source: RefSeq, a predicted model, not a curated record